AAGAUCUUCGCGGGAUGAUGCUGGGCUCUGCUGCUACUCUACUGCGGCACUAUAGUGUGGAUUACUAUACGCGACCACGCCACUCGAAAAAUCGCGGAUGCCCGAGCGAAUGGACGAAAACGAUGGUCUUCGUGAACGAUCUUCGGUGCAUAUGCAUCAGCAUCAGUGCGCAUCAUUCGCGAUUCCAACUAUUCUUUCAUUUAUAUGCCGGCACUGAUGAGAAGCAUUUUGAGAGAAAAAGACAAUCGUACCGACACUUCCGACAAUUCCCGACCGUUUUUCUUAAUAACAGUGUCGCCAACAUUGCUAAAUAUAUACCGAAUUGA
Molecule: messenger RNA, 326 nt
Organism: Trachymyrmex septentrionalis
Lineage: Eukaryota; Metazoa; Arthropoda; Insecta; Hymenoptera; Formicidae
Exons: 2
Coding region: 15-326 (103 amino acids)
Source: RefSeq, a predicted model, not a curated record